This is a messenger RNA of Malassezia japonica, 1617 nucleotides long. It is a transcript of the gene POL12, whose product is annotated as DNA-directed DNA polymerase alpha subunit pol12. Gene Ontology annotation, molecular function: DNA binding. Gene Ontology annotation, cellular component: alpha DNA polymerase:primase complex. Lineage: Eukaryota; Fungi; Basidiomycota; Malasseziomycetes; Malasseziales; Malasseziaceae. Bases 1 to 1617 code for a protein of 538 amino acids. The record is from RefSeq and is a predicted model, not a curated record. Gene Ontology annotation, biological process: DNA replication; DNA replication initiation. The transcript is spliced from 3 exons.
AUGGCCGACCUCUCUUCGCUGCUGGGUGCGCAGCGCGCCCCCGACGCGGCGCGCAGCCAUGAAGUCAAGCCAGAGGACGGUUCGUGGAAGGCAUCGCUGUACGUCGGCGAGUCGUACCAGGGCGAGAAGCCGUCGACGUGGGACGCCGACGCGCCGCGUCUCGCAGCGCCUCGCGUCUCGCUCGCGGUGAGCACGGACCUGAAGCAAUGGAACUACCGCUACAUGUUUGAAAAGAAAGGCGAGCGCAGUCUCGAACUCGACAACCGCCUCGACGACCUCGCCGAGGUGAUCCGGCAGUCGUUUGGCGUCGCCGAGCUCGAGGACCCGUCGAUCCCCUCGCAGGAGAGCAUCUACUCGGUCGGCCGCAUCUGUGCGCGCCUCGAUCCGAAUGCCAAGCAAGAGUCGAACGCGGGCCCCGCGCGCCUGAGCGCGGCGGACCUCAUGCUCGAGUCGAGCCGCAUGCUCGGCAACGGCCAGCGCAUCCCCCUUGCGCUCGACCCGUCGUGCCGCGUGCGGUACGCGUGGGCGGACGACGCGGUACAGAGCACCAACAUUGUCGGUCUCUUUCCGGGCAUGGUUGUCGGCGUGAAAGGGCGCAACGGCAGCGGCAGCAAGUUUGUCGCCGAGGAGCUCCUCAUUCCCCCUGCCCUGCCGCACCCUGCGACGAGCCGUGCGGAGCUCGUGCAGCACCAGUACGACGAGAACAAGCUGGGCGGCAAGCCCCUGCGUGUCGUCGCCGCGUCAGGGCCGUACACGGACGCGGCGGACCUCGCCUUCCGCCCGUGGCACGCGUUCAUGAGCCUCAUCGAGGCCGAGCAGCCCGACGUGCUCGUGCUCAUGGGCCCUUUUCUCAGCGCGUCGCACGAAAAGGUCGCGACCGGCGACCUGGACGCGAUGCCGACCGACAUCUUUCGGCAGCACAUUGGCCAGCGUCUCACGCGGCUCCUGGAGCGGGCCCCGGGCACGAUGGCGAUCCUCGUGCCGAGCACUGAAGACGUGUUCCACACGCACCACGCGUUCCCCCAGCCGUUCCUCGAUAAGACCAACGCGGCGCUCGGACUGCCGAAGCGCGUGCGGUGCCUGCCGAAUCCGAGCGUCUUUUACAUCAACGAGCUCGCGAUUGGCGUGAGCACCGCCGACGUGCUGGGUGAUCUGCGGCGCGAGGAGCUCGUGCAGCGUGUGCAGGCUGACGAGAAAGCGCCGUCAUCUGCCGAUGCGCGCGACCCCAUGAUGCGCCUUGCGCGGCACGUCCUGGGCCAGCGGAGCUUUUACCCCAUCUUUCCGCCGUCGAGCGCGUCGAUGCUCCCUCUGGACCUGUCGCACUCGCGUCUCUGUGGCCUGGACCAGGUGACGCCCGACCUGCUGCUGCUCCCGUCGGCGCGCGUCAAGCCUUUCCUGCGUGUGGUCGACUCGACGAUGGUCGUCAACCCCGGCGCGCUGGCCUCGCCGGCGCCCGCGGGCACGCCGAAAGCGGCCGGGAAUCUGCCGUCGUUUGUGCGCAUGCAGGUCGACGCCAUGCCUCGCGACACGCUCUUCCAGGGCGAGGAGGCGAGUCAGGAGCUAAUUACGCACGAACUCUAUAGCCGUGCACGCAUCGAUCUCGUGCACACGUCGUAG